AUGGCAGCUGCAGAGAGCCCGUUCCGGAGGCCGCCCCAGCGAGGGCCAAAGAAGCAUCUGGUCUCCCUCGCCUUCGCAGCUGCCAUCUUCGCAGCCGUGCUGACCAGCACCAGGAGAGCCUUGUUCGCGCAGGUCAAGGCUCCGGAGGUCGUGCCCAGGCCAAGUGCGAAAAAGCACCACGAGGCCAUGACGGUCGUCCAACUCAAAGAAGAGCUGCGGCGGCGGGGCGGCACCGUGAGUGGGCGGAAAGCCGAACUAGUUGCACGCCUCGAAGAACUCGCUUCUCAAGACGUUUCCGAGGAAGCCACUGCGCCCAAAGCGGCGGUGCCCCAGCCCCGGAGAUUGGCAGCUCAGCAGGCAUUUGCAGCUGGGGCAGCUGGGAACCCCGAGGAGGAUGUCAAAAAAUGGGCGGAGAAGCGCGUCCAAUAUUCCGAGAUGCUGGAAAAACGAAGCGGAGGUGCCGUCGAGCUUUACAAGGAGGCGGAUGAGAGGCUCGCGGCCUACUUUCGCGAUUUUCCAGAGAUGCAAGCCGCCUUGAGGCCACAGCAGGUGCACAGCGUCAAGGAGUGCCUUGUUCGGAGGGGCCGCUGCCUCAAUGCCGACGAGAUGGGACUUGGCAAGACGCUUUCCUCCUUGGUUGUCGCUCAGGUCUACUCGGAGGAGUGGCCCAUGCUGGUCGUCGCGCCCACGACCGUGGUCCAGAACUGGGUCAAGGAGGUGAAGAAGUGGCUGCCUCACCUGGCCGAGGAGGUGCAGGAGAUCAACUCCCAGUUCCUGAAGCCGAAACGGAAAGACCUUCUCGACGCCUGGGUCAACAAGCUGAUCUUCGUGGUCUCCUAUGAUCAGCUCUGGCGAAAUCCAGCCCUGGGUAUGCAACCGGAUGGCAGCCCCUACCAGGCUCACUUCUGA
Messenger RNA from Symbiodinium natans, 909 nucleotides. The record is from the annotation of a GenBank genome assembly. NCBI's taxonomy places the organism in Eukaryota, Dinophyceae, Suessiales, Symbiodiniaceae.